UGUGCCAUGGGCACGGAGCGGGGCGGGCAGCUGGGCAGCCUGACCGUGUUCAGCAAGGAGGAUUUUGAGGAUGAGUGGCUGAAGGUGGCCAGCGGGGGCUUUGGCCACGUGUACCAGGUGAAGCACAGGAGGUGGAGGACGGUCUAUGCGGUGAAGUGCUCCCCGUACCUGCUGCAGGACUCCAGCCUGGACAGGACCAGCAUGAACUGUCUAAUGGAAGAGGCAAGCAAGAUGGAGAAAAUCAAAUUCCAGCACAUUGUCACCAUCUACGGGGUGUGCAACAGCCCUCUGGGGAUAGUGAUGGAAUACAUGGCCAGGGGGUCCUUGGAGAGGAUCCUUCCCACCCACAGAAUGUCCUGGCAGCUGAAAUUCCGGGUGAUCCAUGAGAUGGGCUUGGCCAUGAAUUUCCUGCACAGCAUGAGCCCUCCCCUGCUGCACUUGGAUCUGAAGCCAGGGAACGUCCUCCUGGAUGGGAACAUGCACGUCAAGAUCUCCGACUUUGGGCUGUCCAAGUGGAUGGAGCAAUCCAGCAGGAUGCAGUACAUCGAGAGCUCAGCUCUGAGGGGCACCCUGAGCUACAUCCCCCCCGAAAUGUUCCUGCAGAACAGCAAACCCCCGGGGAUCAAGUACGAUGUGUACAGCUUCGGCAUCGUCAUCUGGGAGGUGCUGAUGCAGAAAAAGCCUUACACAGGGGCCAACAUGAUGGCCAUCAUCGUGAAGGUGGCCGCGGGGAAGAGGCCGGGGCUGGAGCUCGUCAGGGACGACUGGCCCGGGGAGUGCCACCAGAUGGUCGACCUGAUGAAGAGGUGCUGGGAUCAGGACCCCAAGCAAAGGCCCAGCUUUGCAGAUAUCCCUGUGGAGACCGACGUGCUGCUGGCUCUGAUCCAGAGCCUGGUGCAGGACCCGGAGAACGAGCGCCUGGUCAGGAAGAUGUCCCACAAACCGGCCAUCUCCAGGAGCCAGCAGGGUGACAAAGAGGAGUUCACCUUCCCCCGAGACACCAGGAGUGGGGGAAAGGACCCUCAGGAGGUUCCUCUCCCAGCUCCACACGGGGAGGCCGGCAGCCCCGAGGAGCUGGGGCCCGAGGAGCUGGGCAGGGUGCAGGAGAACGGCCUGACCCUUCUGCACCUGCUGGUGCUGCAGGGCAACGUGGGCAGGGUGCGCUUCCUGCUGGGCCGCGGGGCCGGCGUCAACGGCGCGGCGGGCGGCGGCUGCACCCCGCUGCUGCUGGCCGUGCAGCGCCGGCUCCCCGAGAUCUGCUCCGUCCUCAUCGAGCACGGCGCCGACGUCAACGCGGCCGACGAGGACGGCUGGAGCCCGCUGCACUUCGCGGCCCAGCACGGCGACGACCGCACCGUGCGGCUGCUGCUGGACCACCAGGCCCGCGUGGACGCCCAGGAGCACGACGGGUGGACCCCGCUGCACCUGGCGGCGCAGAACAACUUCGAGAACGUGGCGCGGGUGCUGCUGUCGCGCCAGGCCGACUCCAACACGCAGGAGGUGGACGGCAAGACCGCCCUGCACGUGGCCGCGUGCUUCGGGCACGUCGGCCUGGUCAAGCUGCUGGCCAGCCAGGGGGCCGACCUGGAGAGGAAGCAGAAGAACCUCAGGACCCCGCUGCACGUGGCCGUGGAGAGGGGCAAGUUCAGGGUGGUGCAGUAUCUGCUGAAGAACGGCAUCUCCGUCAACAGCCUGGACCAGAACCACUACAGCGCCCUGCACCUGGCCGUGGUCAGGGGCAAGUACCUGAUCUGCGAGAAACUCAUCAAAUACGGGGCCAACGUGGAGCUGAGGACGGACAAAGGCUGGACCCCCCUGCACCUGGCCUCCUUCAAGGGGCACAUCGAGAUCAUCCGGCUGCUGAAGGGCAGCCGCGCCCGGCUGGACGCCAAGGGCAGCAUGGACUGGACGCCGCUGCACCUGGCCACGCGCUACGGCGACGAGCCGGUGGUCAGCGAGCUGCUGCGCUGCGGGGCCGACCCCAACACGGCCGAGAGGUCCCACUGGGCCCCCCUGCACUUCGCCGUGCUCAGGGGCUCCUUCCUCAGCGUCAUCAACCUCCUGGAGUGCCGGGCCGACGUCAACGCCAGGAACAAGGUGGGCUGGACCCCGCUGCACCUGGCGGUGCUCAAGGGCAACAUGGCCAUCGUCAAGACCCUGCUGAAGGCAGGGGCGCUGCUGGACGUGGAGGACAUCGCCGGGUGCACGGCCCUGCAGCUGGCCGUGAGGCACCAGCGGGAGAACAUCAUCACCCUGCUCCAGGAGGCCUCGGGGGGCAAACCCGGGAACAGGACUGUGAACGAGGCGAAGAUCCCCAGACCCAGGCUUAUCCCAGGAAGGACAGAUCUGUAA
Pyrgilauda ruficollis (rufous-necked snowfinch) is the source of this 2352-nucleotide messenger RNA. It is a transcript of the gene ANKK1, whose product is annotated as ankyrin repeat and kinase domain containing 1. Lineage: Eukaryota; Metazoa; Chordata; Aves; Passeriformes; Passeridae. Gene Ontology annotation, molecular function: ATP binding; protein binding; protein kinase activity. Gene Ontology annotation, cellular component: cytoplasm. The annotation marks the transcript as partial. The transcript has 8 exons. The record is from RefSeq and is a predicted model, not a curated record. Gene Ontology annotation, biological process: regulation of cell cycle process; protein phosphorylation.